UUUAGUGUACGUUUAAUGGACGUUCACGCUUAUACGUCCAUCGGACGUACACUGAACGGAAACACACAGUACACAAUUGCACGUCUUGUAGAAUUGCCUUGUUGUAUUAUUUGUGUAUAUAAACAACUGAAAUACAAGAGUAAUAUUAAGAGAGUUCCUUCAUUGGUCCUUACAGACAGUUUUUCCUCAGGCAAAGAAACGGGGAUACCGAAUUUCGGACGUCCCGAAAGUGACCUGACCGACGAAAGAAUAGCACAUAUCCUAAACGAGGCGUCGCACAUCCAAAUGAAAACGCCGUGCGAGGACAGCCACAGCAACGAGGACUCGAAAUCGCCGCACGGGCAGUGUUCCAGUCCGUUCUCGCGCGAACUGCAGAAGCAGAAGCUGAAGAAGUACGAAAACGACGAUAUUCCGCAGGAGAAGGUGGUGAAGAUCUACCAGGAGGAGCUAGCGAAGCUGAUGGGAAAACGGAUCGAGGACUUUCGACGGGACCCGUUUCCUGGUAUGUUUUUUCCGCACCUGUUUAGCGGGGCUUCCAUGGAUCGGACGCAGGAGGAGAUCCGCAUGGCGCUCGACGCUUACCAUCGGGAGCUGGCGAAACUGAACCAGUGCCAGAACCCGGCCCAGAUGACAAACUUGGGUCUUCUGGCCUUGCAGCAGCAGGCCCUCGUGCAUCAUCACAACCCUUCCGUAAACGGUGGCGCACAAGACUUAUCUCUUCCAAAAGACAAACCAAAGAUGGUCAACGGUAUCGAAGACAAAGAAAAAGACUGUGACGAUAGUGUAAAACAUUCGGGUAGUGCGUUUAGUUUAGUUCGACCGAAAAUUGAACCGGGAACGCAAUCGCAAACGACGAGCUCGACCGCUUCUAGUCCCCUAAGUAACAGUAUUUUACCUCCGGCAAUGACCCCAACGGACGAUUUUGCAACGUCGGCAGCUGCAAGUCCCCUGCAACGAAUGGCUUCCAUAACAAACUCCCUCAUAUCGCAACCUCCGAGUCACCAACACCACCCUACGAGUCAGCGACCACUAAAAGCAGUUCUUCCCCCGAUCACCCAGCAACAGUUCGACAUGUACAACAACCUGAACACGGAGGACAUCGUCAAAAAGGUCAAGGAACAACUGAGCCAAUACUCCAUAAGCCAGCGGCUUUUCGGCGAAAACGUGCUCGGAUUGUCGCAAGGGUCCGUCAGCGAUCUUUUGGCGCGACCGAAACCGUGGCACAUGCUCACACAGAAAGGACGCGAGCCCUUCAUCCGCAUGAAGAUGUUCCUGGAGGACGACAACGCCGUGCACAAGCUAGUGGCGAGCCAGUACAAAAUCGCCCCCGAGAAACUGAUGCGAACCGGCGGCUACGGAGGCACACCGUGCGGCACGCCUCUGGGCAAGCCGAUGCCGCCGACGCAAAAGAUGCUGAGCGAAGCGGCCGGUUUCCUGAACAAAAUGCAAGAGAACCAGAACCUCCUACCGCCGUCCCUCCAGAUGGUUUCGCCCCAAAGCCAAAUGCCGCCAGGUCACGGGCAACCCAUGCUGUUAACACCUCCGGGAAUACCUCCGCAGCACACCAUCAGCCUGCAACAGUCCGAUCACCACAUGAAGAAGUCGAGCCCGCAUGGCAUUCCACACUCGCCGCUAUCCCAGCACCAGAAUAAUCUGCGCAACUUAAACCCGCACAUAUCACCGAGCGUCUACGAGAUGGCGGCGCUAACGCAAGACCUGGACACGCAGGUGAUUACCACCAAGAUCAAGGAGGCGCUUUUGGCCAACAACAUCGGACAAAAGAUCUUCGGCGAGGCGGUCUUGGGGCUGUCGCAAGGAUCGGUGAGUGAGCUUCUUUCCAAGCCGAAGCCUUGGCAUAUGCUGAGCAUUAAAGGUCGGGAGCCGUUCAUUCGCAUGCAACUGUGGCUGAACGACACGCACAACAUCGAGAGGCUGCAGCUGCUGAAGAACGAGCGUCGCGAGGCGAACAAGCGACGGCGGUCCACCGGGGCCGGCGCUCACGACAACAGUUCGGACACGUCCUCCAACGACACCUCCGAAUUUUACCAUUCCAAUUCUCCUGGCCCCGGUCCACCAUCCGCGAAGAAGCAGCGCGUUCUCUUCUCCGAGGAGCAGAAGGAGGCGCUACGAUUGGCGUUCGCGCUCGAUCCCUACCCGAACGUUGCCACAAUCGAGUUCCUGGCGACCGAGUUGGGACUUUCAAGCAGGACCAUAACGAACUGGUUCCACAAUCAUCGGAUGCGCUUGAAACAGCAGGCGCCGCACGGAAUGCCGACCGAUGUUCCGCCCCGAGACCAAAGCGGCAAUCAGGCGCCGUUCGAUCCUGUCCAGUUUAGGCUGUUAUUAAACCAAAGACUACUAGAGUUAUCAAAGGAACGGAUGGGCCUCAGCGGAAUACCCCUCCCCUACCCGCCCUACCUCUCGACCAAUCCGAACCUGGCCGCGCUCAUCGGCCGAGGCCUGCUGCCCUCGGGCGACAUGGACCUCUCCAUGCUCGGCAGCGUCGUCAAGGAGCAGAUGAGCGGGCUCGACCUGUCGAUGACCUCCCUGAAGCGCGAGCCGGACGACUUCGAGGACGACGUCGAGAGCAACGUCGGAUCGGAGGACUCGAACAUGUCGGGCAGCCUGCACGGCGGCGACGUCAAGCACGAGCCCAAGGAGACGCCUCUGGCGCAGAUCGCGCGAUCGUCCAGGCGGAAACCGGCGGCGCCCCAGUGGGUCAACCCCGAGUGGCAGGACGAGAAGGAGAAGCAGUCGUCGGCGGGCAACGAGGUCAUCAUAAACGGCGUGUGCGUAAUGCAGACGGAGGACUACGGCCGAAGGAGCUCGGAGGAGACGGUGCGCGUCGAACCCACCCCCGUUAUGGAUAGGUUCGAGGACGACCAAAGUGACACCUCCUCGGUCAAUAACGACAAUGAUAAUGACGCGCGCGUCGAACACUGUGAGAAAGACAACGAGGAGGAUAAUAAAAAUAGUGAGUUCGAUAACGUGCACGACGAUAGUGACAAACCGAUUAAACACGAAAACGAAGACGAACGGUGGGAUUAUUGAAAAAAAAGGUAAAUCGAAUUAGUCCGGUCCUGGUAAUGAACAGUUUUUCUAUCGGGAAUGCAUGUGGUUGUUUCCAGUUGUUGUAUAACAAAAAUUAAAAAGUGCAAUCAGAACGUAAAAAUUACCCCAAGUUAUUUAUUGUGAUUUAAAUAGUAUAUUAUUCAGUUUUUUGUUAAUAUUAAGGUUUUGACCGUUUUUAUUCUUUUUUUUUCCUAUUUAUGUAGUUAUAUAUAAGACUGUUACCAUAUUAUAAAAAAAGAAGUACUAUUAGCCACUUAUAAUCAAAAAAAUGGCUACUUGCAAAGCAAAAUGUUUGAAACAAUGUGAUACUGCUUAUUAUUCUAUCGUUUUAUCCAAUUACGUGCUUUCCAAAUAAAAAAGGCCAAAUUGCAAUUAGUUUUUAAGAUCUAUUUCUCUGUCGUCGAUUAUUUCUGAUAUUUAUGAAUAUAUUUAGGUGUUUUAUUAGCGUUUUUAGUUUUUUUGUACAUAAACGGGUUAAGAAAUCCGCUAGGAUAAAAGUUAGUUUUUAAAGUUAUUAGACCAGCAGGAUUACCAUUUAUUGUUAUAUAUUGCCAUUAAAAAAAUGAAUAUUUUUGUUAUAUUAAUCAGUUUUUUUUCUUCUAGUCUUCAAAAGAUGGGCAUAAUUUACUUUCUUAGCCGCUGUGGCCAGUAAGUCACACGAAAUGUAAUUUUUGAUCUGUGUUCUUAGUAGAUCUCAUCGAUUCGUAUUAGGUAACAAUUCAUUUCUCAGAUUGAAACGUAUUAGAUAUUAAAAUAUACAAAGCAUAUCGAUAGGCGUAUGAACAAAUUUUGUAAAAUUACUAAUCCACCCAUACCAAAAGAUUUGUUUUUUUUUAUAUAAUGUACGGUAGCACAAAUCAUCCAAAAAAAGAAUCUUUAAUAUAGUGCAAUAUUUUAACAUUACAACUUUAUAAUUCGUAUAUUUUUGGCAAUAUGUGAAAAGUAUGAAAUUAAUGUAAUUCUUCCAUUUGCGUCAUAUUCAAUGUACACACAUUGCAAUAUAAAAAACAUGAUACGUAAACUCUUACUGUGGGAGUUAUUAGAAAAUAUGUAUAGAUGCACAUUUUUAAAAAUUACAUGUAGCAUUACUUAGUCAGGUUUUAUUUGUUGUAGACAAAAGUGUUUAUAUUCUUUUAAAAAUGGAGUAAAGCGAACUUUCGAAACGCGAGCAUUGUCACUUUCGAAAGCUCGCUUUACGGUUAUUAUUGUAUAGUUUUAUAAAAUAGUGUCGGAAUAUUUUACUUAGAUCAUAGAUCUGAUCAUUUCACAGUUGUAAAUAUUUAUAAUCAUAUCAUUAUCUCCUUUUAAAGUUUCUAAAUUAAAUAUUCUCUGUAUUUAAAAUAUAAUGUGUCCCAUUUAA
Molecule: messenger RNA, 4432 nt
Organism: Photinus pyralis (common eastern firefly)
Lineage: Eukaryota; Metazoa; Arthropoda; Insecta; Coleoptera; Lampyridae
Product: homeobox protein cut-like
Exons: 4
Coding region: 16-3051 (1011 amino acids)
Biological process (GO): regulation of DNA-templated transcription
Molecular function (GO): DNA-binding transcription factor activity, RNA polymerase II-specific; DNA binding
Source: RefSeq, a predicted model, not a curated record